CAGUCAUUGAAAUACUUUCAUAUUGCAUAUGAUUAUGUCAAUCAAGUCAUAAGCCACGCCCCCCUGAAGAGAAAAGUAUGAAUAGCAUGCUCUCUCUCUCUCUCUCUCCACUGUGAGCGAGCAGUGGAACCACAGCGCAGGGUGAUUUCUUCUUAUGACACAAAUCAUCUCUCAUCUCUGUAACUUUACAGCUGUGGGAUUUUCAUCUAAAGAAGAUUGUGUAUUUUAGACUACAGCCACAUAUUUAGAAAAUUUAAAAUUAAGUGCUUUUUAAAGUAAGUCAGGUACCUGGGAUACUUCUUGGAUUGGAUUACUGCACAUCUUUGCUGAGGUGGUUGUGUGAUCCUUAACAACAAGGCUGCUCAGCUGAAACCAGUAUGGCUUGGAUCCUAUGGGCGAUGGGACUCUCUCUGCUCAUGCAGGGCUGUUUGUGCAGUAUUGGCCAGACUGACAGGGGCUGCAUGAAAUGGAAACAAAACGGAGAGAAUGUUUGCUGUGAAGCCUGUUAUCCUGGAAACCGUCUGGUCAGAGAGUGUGGUCCAAACCCAAAAGAUCUUUGUACUCCUUGUGAGCCCAAGACAUUCACAGUGCAACCUAAAUCCUUCAGGUGUUUCCAGUGUACACAGUGUAUAGGCGUUCAAGUCGUUGAGAAAGAAUGCACAGCCACAAGUGACACAAAGUGCGGCUGUGAAGACGGACUCCUCUGUGGUAACGACCAGUGUAGCUUCUGUAUUAAGAAGUGUGGCAAAGGUCAGGAACCUACAGACAAGCGUUCUUGCAGAGAGUGUCCAAACGGAACCUUCAAUGACAAAAUUCACCAGAAGUGUAAACCCUGGAGUACCAGGUGCCCCAAUCCCAAAGAAGUGCCUGUGGCCCAUGGAGAUAAGUUCACUGACAUCACAUGUGCUAAUGUUACAGUCGCCACAAUGAGCCUGCCAAAGAAACCUGAUAACACAGAACAGACGUGGCCUGUGGUUUUAUCUGCACUGACUGGCACAGUUCUGAUGACCUUCACCAUCAUCAUCAUCUUGGUGACCAUGAAGACCAAAAAGACCAAAAAGACCAUAAAGACGGAAAGCACAGGAGAAGAAACAGGAACCCUGACAGAUGAGCCCAGACCAUUAAUAGCAGUUGAAUACAGUUUCCAUGAGGCCCAGCAAGAGCAGGGCAGUAGCACAGAGUCGCUUGCCUCCAAGGACUCCUCAAAGCAACUCAUUGGCUGAAGGCUCGUCUGCUACAGUAAAGAAACAAAUUGUUAACCUUUUACCGAUUUCUGGGAAAGGAAAAGGGAUAUCCUGAAUGAGACAGAGUCUUCCUUUGUGAUACUGGGUCACACGUUUGGCAAUACAUUCUCUAUCCUGCUUGGCAAUUCAUGAAACAAACAGAAUACAUUGUUCACCCAGUUAUAUCUUUUAUCCAUCCUCCUUUUUUUUAUGAAAAUGACCAAAAGCUUUUGUGAAAACAUUCAUAGGCAAUAGAGGUAACAUGUUACGCCAGAAGAGGACACAGUUUAGCACUCCUAAUCAUGCACUGCAUUGGAUAUUCACAGGGGAGGAAGGGGAAUUCUGAGAGGUGAAAACACCAAGUGGACUUACAAUGGCCUAUUCAUCAUGUUAAUUAUAGCGAGGCUGUGUUUUCUCCCUUUUAGAUAGAGUAGUUUAUUUUAGUAGUAGUACAAUGGAGGGCGUUCAAGUACUGAAGUAAAAGCACUUAAAAGGACAAAUUACAUAAAAAAUGAUAGCCUUUAGAAAUGAAUGGAAACAACUUUUUUUUUCUUUUAAACUACUUUCAAAGCAGCUGUACUUGAGCCAGUGGACUGUAUAAAAUAAUAUUGCACUGUUUAAAUGAGUUUCACUAAUUGCAAUUUCAGUGGUGAGGCUGCUGAGCGCUCUUUGUGGAUGUUCUGCUGUUUCUGACGAAAGGUUUUUGUCACAUCUACUCACCCACAUAAGUCUCCCAGGAUAGAUGCUUUAUUUUACCGAGGAGCAAAUGUCCAACCUAGUUACUGACCGUUUAGUGCUGAAUUUUUAAAGUCGUUAUAUUGCAACAGCAAAACUUGAACUUUGUCUCAGUCAUGAUUUUAUGUGAUGAAACAUGAUUUGUCAGGGGAUCUUUUAUGUUAUUUAAAUCUGCUUAAGGACGUGGACUGCUUUGGGUGAGAGGCUGUUAAAGUAAUAACAGAGGACAAGGGGAUUAUGUGUGAUUCUCAACAAAAUUACCUUGAAAUUGAGGUUGAGUACAGUUUGCUGUGUAGCCUCUUCUACCCUACAUUACCAGGAACUGCAAGGACUUUCCUACAAUUGCUUUACUGGUGUCAAAAAGUCCAGUGAAGGGAAUUUCCCUUUUAGUCAAUAUGCAACCCUACAACAUACUAAGUUCAAAUACCAUGGAUGCUACAGUAGAGAAGAGCCUACACAUCUACUGUACUGUGGUCUUUUUUAAUGAGAGGAAAACACUGGGUUCACUGCAUUAAGCAUGCCUUGACUAAGCAUGGCAAGAUGAGACAUGUCUCUUGAGCAAGACUUUGGAAUUGCAGUGGGCAUAACAACCACGAGAUAUUUUAGAGAAGGCGAUAAGUCACACGCUGCAAAAGAAUAUUUAUAAUUCCAUUCUAAUAAGUGUGUAAGUGGGAAUUCCUAAGGACAAACACAAUAUGCAGCAAUAGGCACCCAAGACAUGAAAAUGAAGCUCAAGAGUCACGUGGAAACCCCCCAGUCAGUCCUGUACUCGUAGCUGCUUUUACUUAUCUUCUAGUACAGUGGAGUGGGCAGUCAGAUCAGAGUCAAGUGGAACGUUUUCAAAAACAUGUCUUUUCAAAAAUGUAGCAGGCGUAUCCUCUACUGAAAUGGAACAUUUGAGAAAUGUGCUAUGUGGGUUCAGAGUGAAAAUGUUAGCCCACAUCUAUAGUAAUGCAUCAGUGAGCGUGUAUGAGUCACAGCUUGAGUCUGUUAAGUCUGACGAACGACCACAAAGUUCACAGCUGUUGCAAAAUACUGUCUAAGUUGUACUCUUGACAUUUUCUUAAAGGACUGUGACAUUUUGUAGAAUUUACUGGAUUAAUUUAUUGCACUUCAGGUUUUAAAUUUGAAUUUUUAAUGUUUUUACAUGAUUUGUUUCUAUUAUAUUCAUCUUCUUUAUGUUGAAAUAGUCAAUAAAAUGAUGUAUUUUUUUUA
Messenger RNA from Scatophagus argus, 3173 nucleotides. RefSeq names its product tumor necrosis factor receptor superfamily, member 9a (gene tnfrsf9a). The record is from RefSeq and is a predicted model, not a curated record. NCBI's taxonomy places the organism in Eukaryota, Metazoa, Chordata, Actinopteri, Scatophagidae. Gene Ontology annotation, cellular component: external side of plasma membrane. Gene Ontology annotation, biological process: regulation of cell population proliferation. Bases 378 to 1223 code for a protein of 281 amino acids. The transcript has 7 exons. Gene Ontology annotation, molecular function: signaling receptor activity; cytokine binding.